GAAUCCAAGAACACGUGGAUUAAACGAAUUUACACACGCACAGUUUUAUGGCUAACAACACUAAUUUAUUAGACAACACAAUUUUAAUGCUUGUAUCAUAAAUGAAUGUAUCAUUGUUAAUUUCAUAGUAUGCUGAUUAUUUUUAUGACAAUGAUUCCUUUGAUGAUAUGCAUUGUUAGAGUUGUUACUUGGUUAUAGAAAAACAAUUCUCUAUACCUUUGUUAUUCAAUAUACCCCAAAUUUAAACAAAUUCAGUCUUAUUUUUAAGUCGCUUUUUACAUUUAAGUUUUUAAUAUUAAAUGAAGAUUUUAGGACUGGCACAUGUUGGGUAAUUAAAACUUCCAAUUAGAAACUUGGCAGCUGUUUAAAAUGACUUUAAGAUAAGUUGUGUGGAAAUUUUCAAUACUUUUAUUUAAAUUAUUAGAAUGUAUAUGUUAGAAAACAUGCCACUGUUCUUUCCCCCUUCCUAUAACCCUAAUAGUUACAAGAAAAUUUUUCGAAAAUAUUUGGACUUCAAAAAAAUCAAUGGAAAAUCUUUGAACAUCAAUUUUUCUAGAAUUUUGUUUGAUAGGGAAGCAAAGAAUGUGAAUUCUUCGAAGGAUAUAAUUUGAAAUUUAUGUAAAGAAUUUAAUAAUAUACAAACAAGAAGUUUAACCUGCUGUAUAUUAAAAUAGCAAAUUGUGUUUUAAUUUCUUCAAAAUAUGAACACAUUUUGUUUGUAUUAAAUUUCAAGUUUAUAAUAAAACAUUUAAAAUCAUAGCGGAUUUACUGUCAAUUUGCAAAUUAUUUUUGUUUAAAUUCAAAAUAUUAGCUUUUUUUUUUUUAAUUUGAUAUAUUUCUAACGAAACGUUAAUGUAAUAAACAGCCUAACAUGGUAACCUGGCGGCUGUCUUUUGCAACCCUCUCUGAAUAUUCAUCAAUUAGUGGUGACUGGAAAUUCUUCUGUCAAAGCUUAUUGGUUGAUUCCUGAGCCAAUUUGGCGAGAGAAAAGCAAUGACUUACCACGCUUGGAAGACGCUUGGCACACUCUUACGCUGUUUUCACAUAGUGUUGGUUGUUUUAUUCUUGUGUUAGUAUUUUCUCACCCGCUUGUUUUGAAAUCGCUUUCGUCUGGAUUGCAAUAAAAAUGAAGCAGGCACUUGAAUCAGUCGGACAACGGAGGAUUUUCAACAAAGCCCUCCAAUCUGCACUUCGCUCUUCGUCUUUGUCCCAAAAUGAUCCUGUAGCAUGCAAGGGAAAAUGUAAGAUAACUGAGAAUAAAACUGCAUCUGCUUAUAGACCUAAUACACACAAGCCGAAAUCCACUGAAGUUAUGGCUGCAAGUUGUGAAAAUCCUCUCCUGAUAGAUAUGAAUGAGAGUAGUUCGUCACGCAGUCCUGAUAGUGAAGCCAUCCCAUUUUUAACAAAAAGUGCAUUUGAUCGGGAAAGUUUGAACACAGUUCAAAAUCAAGCUGCAUCAUUAUCUCAUCUACCUAGUAUGCAUAUUCCCAAUCCUGCAGACGCAAUGGCUACAAAUUUUCAAAAUCCUUGCCUAAUGAAGAACAACAAUGAGUAUAAUUUACCAACCAAUCAUGUUACUGAAACCUCUUUAUCUGAUCUGCAUUUCUGGGUAAGGAAUACUCACAUGGCUUCAAUUCAAGAAACUUUAAAUAUGGUUCCUAGUGAUGACACUGAUGCUUGGAUUAUAAAGAACCGUCUAAUGGCAUUGCAGCAACUAAAGUCUGAUUUUCCUGAUCAAUAUUCCUCCAGUCUUAGCCUUUCUCCUCCAAGCAUGACCGAUUCAUCUGGGGAAAUAUCUCCAGUUGCAAUGUAUAAUCCAUCAGAUCUUGGAGCUUUCAAUAUUUCACCAUUGUCAUCUAGAAAUUCACUUUCAUCUGCAAAUAGUUCUUUGAAAGAUGCUCCUCUUACUAAUGAAAAAUGUAAAUUCGAAAAACAUGAUAGGUCUAUCAUGCAUCAACAAGAUGGAAUAAAAUUAGAAUUAAUGCUUGGAAGAAAUUUUUCAAAGAAUGAAAAAUCUUCUGGGGAGAAUUCUUUAUUCCGUGGCAAAUUACAAUCUGGAUUCAAAACUGAUCAAAGUACUGGAGUUAUUGAUAAAAAUACAAAGCAAUAUUUGUAUGAGAAGUCAUAUCAAGAAAAAGAAACAGGGCCAAAAAAUUCAAAAUCUGGAAGUAGUAAUGUAGACUGUUGUGAGACAUUUCAUAAUAAUCAUAUGGACAAGAAUAAAAAUAAUGUAGCUAAGUUGGCAAGCUAUGAUGUUGCUUCUUUGAUGGUUCUGAAAUCCACAACAGGCUUCUUUGAUUCUCAUUGUCAUAUUGAUUUAUUGUUGGCUCGUGAGAAGUUUCAAGGUACAUAUGCUGAUUAUAUGGCUCAGCAUAAAGAUAGUUAUCCGCAAAGCUAUAAGGGUUGUAUAGCAGUCUUCUGCAAGCCAUUGACAUUUGCUAAGAAACAAAUGUGGCAAAAACAUCUUGAGCAAGAUAAUGUUUGGGGAGCUUUUGGUUGUCACCCAAAAUCAGCAAAAUUUUAUGAUGGCAAAACAGAAGAAGAUUUGUUGAAUGCUCUGAACCAUCCAAAAGUUAAAGCCUUAGGCGAAAUUGGAUUGGAUUAUUCAAAGGGAAAUCAGUGUUCAAAGUUAGAACAACAUCAUGCAUUUAGAAGGCAAUUAAGAAUUGCCCAAGAAAGGAAACUGCGGCUGGUAAUCCAUUGUCGGGAUGCUGAUGCUGAUACUAUUAAAAUUAUGCAUGAAAUACUACCUAGAGACACGAUUUUCCACUUGCAUUGCUUCACUGGUAGCUGGAAAAGGGCUCAAAAGUGGAUACAAGAAUUUCCUAAUGUUUUCAUUGGAAUCACAAACUUGGUGACAUUCCCUUCUGCUACUCCAACUCAUGAAGUUGUUCGGCAGUUGCCUUUAGAACGUCUGUUACUAGAAACAGAUGCACCUUAUUUUGUACCUUCAGUGGUUCCCAAAGGUACUAAUUCUUCCCAUCCUGGUAUGGCCAUACAUGUUGCAGCUCACAUUGCUGCACUUAGAAAGAUUUCUGUGGAUACAGUUCUACACUGGACAUCUACCAACACACGAAUUGUCUACAACAUAACAUAAAAGCUUCAUUCUACUGUGAUAAUCGAGUCUAAGGAUGCUUACAUCAUCUACU
Molecule: messenger RNA, 3149 nt
Organism: Argiope bruennichi
Lineage: Eukaryota; Metazoa; Arthropoda; Arachnida; Araneae; Araneidae
Exons: 9
Coding region: 1127-3097 (656 amino acids)
Molecular function (GO): hydrolase activity, acting on ester bonds
Source: RefSeq, a predicted model, not a curated record